AAGCUGGGACAUGCGCAGAACGAAACGUCAAAAAAACGAACUCGCAUUGGUUAUUAAAAUAUGGCGUUUCUCGUUUAAUUUGUGAAAAUUUUCUAGUAAAAGUAUAGGUUAAAAAAUGUCCGUUGUAAAUGAAGUUAAAGAAUUUUAUACUAACGAUAUCGUAUACCGUUUCGAUAAGCGUAAAAAAAUUAACUUCGGUGUUGUUGUCGAUAGCUACGAAGCGUCCACAGAUGCGGACGAUAGUAGCGAAUUACAAAAAGGUCAAAUUCGAGUUUGGUGGCUUAACAGCUCCAGGGCUUCGGUCUGGAAACAGAAUAAGGUACGCUUGAUGAGCCGAAGUAUCAUUCCCGGUGAUAUAGUCCGUCGACUAGAGAAUGGGACCGAAACGCAAAGGGGCUAUUGUAAAGAGGCAAAGCAGUUUGCAACCGUUCAAAUUGUUGGCACUGACAAGAUUAUUGAAAGAGUUACCAGUGAACGGUUAAAUACCGUUUCACAGUUCGAUAAUAAUGUCGCCGUGUGUCUCGAUAAUAAGUAUGGAAGAAUACAGGGUAUUGAUCAAAAAAUUAAAAUGCAAUCAAAAUGUGGCUCAACCGUCGAAGUAUUCUCGAGUAUUAAUCACGACGUCGAAGAUUAUUGGUUAACUAAAAGGAACAGAAGUUAUUUCGAUAUAUUUUAUCCCGGCCAGGAAGUGGUUUGCACUCCAAAUAAUUUAGAGCAGCCGCAGUGGGUACACCGGUCUAAAGUGAUGAAACGCUCGAUGCAAUCACGCCAAAGGUUCACUGUACAAAAGGUCGAACCUUUAGACAUUGAGGUUUGCUGGUACGAUUCAAUGUCUAGCACUCAUCUUGCGGAUGUUAAACCCGAAGAUGUUCCCAGGUUGAAAGUUGUUGAACCAGUCGAAAACUCUCAUUUGGAAUUGGCCGAACGACGACUUUUAAAGAUGAGCGUUUUAGACGUUUUACUAAAGAAAAAGGAUUGGAUUCGAAAACAGUCUGUGUUACAUCAGCCUGAACACCAUAAAGUUUUGCAUAUUGUCAAUCGCACUUCUAAAAAAGACAGAGGGCCUAAAUUACGCCGUCCUUCGAUGUUAGCUACAUGUGUAAACAUAACCGAACCCGAAGAGGAUUGGUACACCGAGGAGGGGGAGGAGGAGGUAUCCGACAAUGGCAGUUCGUCGAGCACCACAUCAAACACCCGCCUCAAUGCCAAACAUUUUCCGCCCAAACUACGUGAGCUUGUUCCAGGAAAUACCGUCGCUGUGGAGGUAUUAUGUACAGAUUCACGCGUAACUGUCGUCUGGCAAGACGGUACCGAAGAAAAGGAUAUUCCAACGACUCUUUUGUACUACUCCAUCUCCUUAGACGAUCACGAAUUUUUCCCCGGCGAAUGGGUCACUUACGAUGGUAAAACCGAAAAGUACGGUGCCAUUCAGCACGUGAAUCAUUUGGAACGAACCGCCACGGUUAAGUGGUUCACUCACGGUGAUGGCAACGAAAAGCCCCAGCUUCUUUCAACGAACGAAAUGAGCGUGUACGAUUUAAGAAAGCAUCCGAAAUACGCAUUCCGUCCAGGUAGUGUGGUAAAACGAAUUCCAGUCGAGAGUGAGAGGUUUGGGACAGUUUUGGAUAGUUGUCCUGAGGGUUACGUCAUUGUACACUGGAUUAACGGUGUUCAAGAGAACUGUUGGCCUCAAAAUCUGGAACUGAUACCCGACAGUAUCGACUACGAAUAUUCGAUUACUGACAAUGAAGAUAGCGCACAGGUAUCUUGGGAGACCGAAAGUAUCGAGUCGAUUGCCGGCGAUCUCACCGACGAGACUGCUUUACAAAACAUGGCCGCGCGUCUCGAUUUCGUGCGCGGUCGUGUUACAUAUCUUAAGGACGUUCUAAAACAGCAUAGCUCCAGUCAGUGCUUUUUGCUCUUAAAGGAGUUGCUGAUGGUAUAUGACAAUUCCAGUUAUUUAGAUAAACUCCUAGACACAUCAUUUUUUACGUUGAAAAGUCGGCACUUUCAGGUCCUGUUGGCUCAAAUUAAGGAAAAGGCGAAGACGUACGGCGUAGAGUUGCGAGGGAGGUUAUUUUCGACCGUCGAAAAUCUGGGCUGUUCGUCGACGCGUAGCAAAAAUCCCGAAAAGGAGAAUAUUAAUAAGGUUCUGAAAUUGGAGCACAAACUUACUCAGCUGGGAGAGGAGACGAAGGAUGGCGAAACGAAGGAAUCGGGAGAACCUUCCGCUGCGACGACGCCGGAUAGCGAAUGUCCCUCUGUUUCCGACGACAACAUCUGCGUCGAGUUGCUCUCUAUGAUGAAAGUUCGAAUGGAUCUGGCCUACGCGGAAAUAAUUUCGCGCAUAGGCGGACCUCAGGCGCUAACGGUAAUGACGAAAGCGUCCGACGCGUUACCGGUCCCCUCGACUCCCCUACCAAGUCUGCCUACGACGCCCGAGGAUUGCUUCUGUUUAUUGAAUCCGUUAAAGUUAAACAAAUCUGUGAUUUCUAGUGAAAAUGACAUAUAUAAGAUUAUAGACGAAGCUCACUUUAGCCAUCGUUUUUAUAGUAGUAAAUGUGAACCUAACGAUAAGCAAAAGUUUUUCAAGACUGUCCAAAAGGAGUUUAAACUACUGAGGGAGUCCCUUCCGCCCGGUGUUUGGGUGCGUUCUUACGGAAACCGGCUGGAUCUGCUUUCCGUGAUGAUUGAGGGCCCAAAAAACACACCCUACGAAGACGGAUUGUUUCUGUUCGACCUUCAGCUCAGUUCUGAUUAUCCCCGAUCGCCCCCUCUCUGCCACUACAUCAGUUACAGUUUGGAAAGGCUUAAUCCGAAUUUGUACGUCGAAGGCAAAGUCUGUAUUUCGUUAUUGGGGACGUGGCUGGGGCGGGGCACCGAAGUCUGGAACACCAACAGCACCUUGCUGCAAUUAAUCGUGUCAAUUCAAGGCUUAAUACUGGUAGCCGAGCCUUACUACAACGAGGCUGGCUACGAGAAACAGAUGGAAUCGCAACAGGGUUAUGAAAAUUCGCGAAUGUACAACGAGCUUGUUGUUCUUAAACUUGUACAGUCGAUGACCGAAUUGGCGUUGGCGCCACCGCAAGUAUUCGCAAAGGAGAUUUAUGCAUACUGCGCUACGCACGGAGAGCGAAUGUGUGAUCGUCUGGAGAGGUGGUGUGACGAUUCCGAGCCAUUAAUACCCGAAUUUCCCCUGUUACCUGUUAGCAAAGGCUUGAAAUUGUCGCUUACUAUCGCGAUUAAGGCAUUUAGAGAUGUUUUAAAGAAGACUAAUUUUAACGACGCUCAAAGUGUCGCACUGUGAAUCUAAAAAUUGUCCGUCUUUAGUUUUAUAUUUAAUAAAUUAUUCCUCGUUCGUAUCUGUUCUAACGUUGGAAGAGGUACGUCAAUAAUCGCUAUAGCUUUUACAAUAUUGUUGGUAAUGGUUGUGUUUUCGGUAUUUGUUGAAAGUAUUAGUAGGUUAGUUAGCUCAGUUCACUACUUACAAGCCAAUUUGUUAUUGCUCAAUUUUAGGCUGUUUCGUUUCCAAUGCGUAACACAGUAUUCACCCUAACCAAAAAGCAAUAGAUGGCUCUCGAAUAUUCUUAGUAUUGUUAUAUUUCCUUAGAUUCUAGACAAUAAUGAAAUAUAUUUUUUUGUAUUGUG
Molecule: messenger RNA, 3648 nt
Organism: Photinus pyralis (common eastern firefly)
Lineage: Eukaryota; Metazoa; Arthropoda; Insecta; Coleoptera; Lampyridae
Product: (E3-independent) E2 ubiquitin-conjugating enzyme UBE2O
Exons: 11
Coding region: 116-3307 (1063 amino acids)
Source: RefSeq, a predicted model, not a curated record